Papilio machaon (common yellow swallowtail) is the source of this 1329-nucleotide messenger RNA. RefSeq names its product probable transaldolase (gene Taldo). NCBI's taxonomy places the organism in Eukaryota, Metazoa, Arthropoda, Insecta, Lepidoptera, Papilionidae. The coding region runs from base 243 to 1241 and encodes 332 amino acids. Gene Ontology annotation, biological process: carbohydrate metabolic process; pentose-phosphate shunt; pentose-phosphate shunt, non-oxidative branch. Gene Ontology annotation, molecular function: transaldolase activity. The record is from RefSeq and is a predicted model, not a curated record. The transcript is spliced from 8 exons. Gene Ontology annotation, cellular component: intracellular anatomical structure; cytoplasm.
UUAAAAUCGAUUCGAAAAUAUAUCGCGGCUUCACUUCAUUUGAAAAACUUUUUUUAAAUCAAACAAAAUAAGUGGUUUAAUUUGAACACCAGUUUCUGGAGAAAACAGAACGGAAAUAAUCCAUUGAAAGAAGAUUGCGUUAUAAAUACCAAGUACCAAGUUAGGUUAAAGAGAGAUUAGACAAUAAUACUUUCCGGUAAAGGUUAUCAUUAAGGCACAUUGGUACAUAUAAACCAGUCAGUAUGACGAGUGAACCAUUAGCGAAACGUACCAAAAUGAGUGCUCUCGACCAGUUAAAACAAUUUUCCACGGUUGUAGCUGAUACUGGAGAUUUUGAAGCAAUGAAAGCAUAUAAGCCAACUGAUGCAACUACAAACCCAAGUCUGAUUCUGUCUGCUGCUGGAAUGGAACAAUAUCAGCAUUUGCUGGACAAGGCUAUUAAGUAUGGAAAAGAAUGUGGAGGAACUAUUGAGGAGCAACUUAGCGAAAUUUUGGAUAUGUUAAGUGUUUUAUUUGGUUGUGAAAUUUUAAAAAUAAUUCCGGGACGUGUAUCUGUGGAAGUGGACGCCAGGUUGUCAUUUGAUAAAGAUGCAAGUAUGUCAAAGGCGAUUAAAUUGAUUGGUAUGUUUGCUGAGCAAGGCAUCAAGAAGGAGAGGAUUUUAAUAAAGUUAGCGUCAACAUGGGAAGGUAUCCAAGCUGCUAAAGAACUUGAAAAGAAACAUGGAAUUCAUUGUAAUCUUACUCUACUAUUCUCAAUGUAUCAAGCCAUAGCAUGCGCUGAGGCAAAUGUUACUUUAAUAUCACCAUUUGUUGGACGCAUUUUGGAUUGGUAUGUGGAACAUACAAAGAAUACAUAUGAAGCUAAAGACGACCCUGGCGUGUUGUCGGUGACUCGCGUCUACAAUUACUACAAGAAGUUCGGAUACAACACUCAAGUAAUGGGUGCGUCAUUCCGCAACACCGGUGAGAUCCGGGAGCUGGCCGGCUGCGAUCUGCUCACUAUCAGCCCGAAGCUCCUGCAAGAGUUGGCUAAUAGUGAACAGCCUUUGAAAAGAGUACUGGACCCUAAGGUUGCUGCUAAAAGCGAUAUAGAGAAAAUAUCUCUGUCAGAAGCUCAGUUCCGUUGGCACUUGAAUGAAGAUCAAAUGGCCACAGACAAACUUUCUGAUGGCAUUCGGAAAUUUGCCGCUGAUACCAGAAAGUUGGAAUCACUCGUUAAGACUUUGCUUGCCAAGAAGUAAUAUACUAAAAUAUGGGCAUUAUAAAUGGGUGGAUGUUCUAGAUUUUGUUAUAUUUUUAUAUAUUAUGCAAUUUUGAGAGGUGGAAUAU